This is a messenger RNA of Naegleria gruberi, 1206 nucleotides long. RefSeq lists its product as uncharacterized. The transcript is spliced from 3 exons. Gene Ontology annotation, molecular function: hydrolase activity. Lineage: Eukaryota; Heterolobosea; Eutetramitea; Acrasida; Naegleriidae. The record is from RefSeq and is a predicted model, not a curated record. Bases 1 to 1206 code for a protein of 401 amino acids.
AUGUCAGGAUUGCUCUCCACCUGUUGUCGAACUGUUUUCCUUUCCAUCAUUCUUCUCAUUUCGGCUUGGUUUGGUUUUUUAGCUUUUUAUCCAUUUCCAAACCUUGACCAGUUGAGUAAAGAUUGGCCAAUCCAAACAUUGGAGGAAUAUCAUGAAAAGAUGAAUCCCAUUAUGAAAGCCAAUGGUAUUACUAUGAAUUUCCCACCUAAAUUGGCUAAUUUUGUCAAGAUUUCACUUUCGAAUGGAAUUAUUUUUAAUGCAUUGGAAGGAGGAAGAAAGGAAGGAGAAACGAAUCAAAAGUUAUUGAUUUUUAUGCAUGGCUAUCCAGAAACUGCCUUGUUGUGUUUCGGAAGAUAUCUGGAUCAUUUCAUUCAACAAGGAUAUUGGGUCAUUGCUCCUGAUAUGAGAGGAUACAAUGCAAGCUCUAAACCAGUUCCAGAAGGUGUUGAUUUGGAACAAGUUAGCAAAGGACUGCCAACUGACAUGUCCUUUGAAUCUUUAAAGAAAUAUCUCAAGGAUCUCAAUUCAAUUCCAUAUGAAUAUGUUGAUGUGAAAUUGGCCAAAGAUUAUCAACUUUUAGUUACAGAAUAUGCCAAGAGAGAAAAGGCUAUCUUCAUUUCUCACGAUUGGGGUGCAGCAGCAUUGGGUUUCACCAUGAAAGAAUAUCCAGAAAUUAUUGAAAAAUCAGUUCUUGGACUUGCAAUGCGUGUAAAUGAAGGUAAAUAUAUCAAGGAACAUACUGCAAAAUUCUUCAGGCAAUUGACCAAGAGUUGGUACAUUUUCUUCCUUCAAUUGGUUGGAUUGAGUGAAUUAAUUUCCACAAGAAACGACUAUGCCAUGUUCUUCAAUACAGCAGGUUUCGACCAAGAAGCUCAUCAAGGAAGAUUGAGUGCUGAAGAAGCUAAACUCUGGUUGGAAAAUAUUAAAUCGAGCUACAUUACAGCAACUUCAUUUUACAGAGCUGCAUUUCGUACUCAAUCGACUAGAAGUUUUGAUAAGGAGAAGGUUGAUGUGCCAGUUUUGUUUUUGCAUGCAGAAAAUGACAGAUAUUUAACUGAGGAAAGUGCACACUUUGCAUUGAAGGAAGCAUUGACCGAAAGAGCUCAGAAGGAAUCAAAGGUUUUUAUUGUGAAAGAGAGUUCUCAUUGGAUUCAAUUUUAUGGAGAAAAGUUUAUUAAGGAAAUUGAUGAAUUUAUUAGAAAAUAA